AGGGCGAAGAAGCGUUUCUGCUCACGUCCUUGAGAAGAAACUGACCCCUCUUGCAUCGCUCCCCAUCGGUCCUUGUUUCUGAUAUCUGGAGCUGCUGCUCCCGUUCGGGUGGUCAGACACUCCGCCUUCAGCAGCCCGAGCAACACCUGAUUUGGUGCAAUGAUGAUUCCCUUUACGUUCAUCAUUUGUCUGGGGUUUGUCUCUACGUCUCUGGCGGGUAAUGGAGAGCCGAGUGAUGGGAAGCAGCCGCUGAGUCAUGGCAUCUUUUCCUGGGCUAACUGCGGGAGUAAGAAGUACCCUGCUGUCCUCGAGGCUCUUUCAAUCCAACCAGAUCCAAUCAAUCUUCCUGGGGACCUUCAAGCCAGUGCAACAGGUUCCUCCAGCGUUACCCUUGAAGCACCUUUAAUGGUUAAUUUAACAGUGUACAAGGAAGAAGUUGGCGUCUGGAUUAAAGUUCCAUGUUUGCAGUAUAUUGGAAGCUGCAUUUACAAGGAUGUCUGUGCACUGCUCGAUAUGCUGAUCCCACCUGGGCAAAACUGCCCAGAACCUCUGUUUACAUACGGGCUCCCGUGUCACUGUCCUUUCAAAGCGGGUAAAUACUCUCUGCCAAACACUACCUUCAACAUCCCUUAUGUUGAAUUACCAUUUUGGAUGACCAGUGGGAACUACAGGGCCAUGGCAGUGCUGACCAGGGACCGGGAAGAGCUGGCAUGUAUCAAAGUCUCCUUUGCUCUAAAGGCCAAAUGAUCAGAUCAAUCAAGUGUAAUUUCUUCUCGUAAAGUUCUUGAAAACACAAAUCAAGAAAUCAUCCACACUGCUUUCUUAUUACUUCUAUCUGCCAAAUUUUGCAAGAACAAUAAGGUGUUUAAUUUAACGCAAACAGCAGGAAUUCUGCUGAUGCUGGAAAUUCAAACAACAUACAUCAAAGUUGCUGGUGAACGCAGCAGGCCAAGCAGCAUCUAUAGGAAGAGGUGCAGUCGACGUUUCAGGCCGAGAC
Messenger RNA from Mobula hypostoma (lesser devil ray), 997 nucleotides. RefSeq names its product ganglioside GM2 activator-like. Bases 160 to 747 code for a protein of 195 amino acids. Gene Ontology annotation, biological process: lipid transport; ganglioside catabolic process. The transcript is spliced from 5 exons. Gene Ontology annotation, molecular function: enzyme activator activity; lipid carrier activity. Gene Ontology annotation, cellular component: cytoplasmic side of plasma membrane. The record is from RefSeq and is a predicted model, not a curated record. NCBI's taxonomy places the organism in Eukaryota, Metazoa, Chordata, Chondrichthyes, Myliobatiformes, Myliobatidae.